AUGGACUCUGAAAAAGACCGGGCGCGCGAUGCGAACGCGCGAGCAGCAGCUGGAGCGUUCUUGGUCGGCUUGAAAACAAAGAAUGAUGAGAAACGGGUGAAAACUGCGAAAGAACUAUUCAACCCGGAUUUGGAUGAGAAAAAGGCGGGUAUCUUCCUAAUAGUGUGCUUAGCGGAAACUUCGAUUGAUGGGGAGUCGAACAGAGUGGUUCGUUUCGCAAAUUUUCUACUGAAAGUCCUUACCAUGCCUAAUAUGGAUGAAGCUGGAAUGGAGUUGGCUACUAGAGCGCUAGCCUUUCUGAUUCAGGAGCCCACAAGAAAUGAACAGCGACGAUUGGCUUCUGUUCUGUUGGCCAGAGAACUUGCGAUGUUUACCUCCACAUCGUUUUUCCUACGGGCAAAUGUGUUUUUUAAGAGCAUAUUCACUGUUAUCAGGGACCCCAAGCCUCAAAUCCGAAUAGCUUCCAUAAAUGCUCUUCAUGCAGCCCUUACCAUCACUUCUCAAAGAGAGGCCAAGUUGAAGACGGAAUGGUACACGGUCCUCAAUGAGCUUGUUCGCAUUGCUGAUGCUACUUUUGAACGAAUCCGCCUAGAAGCCUUGGAUAUUCAUCAAACCGAGACGUCUAUUGCAUCGCCUAUUGAAUGGCUAACGCAACCCAGGGUUGCUAACACUGUAGAGAGCAGUACAGCACGUGCUUUGGUGAUGAAGAACUUCACAGAGAUAUGUGGUCACGCAAAAUCUGCAGCGUUCAGCUGUGGUCGAUCUGUUCCAGUCCACCAGACCCUUCUCGAACUCUUUCCUAGGCUGUCUGCGUGGGAACAGUGCGAGUCAUCGUUAUGCAAAGUCAUGUUUGAGCAUGCGAAAAAUAUAGUACAGAAGAACGGCAAUGCUCUGGUAGCACUUGGCUUGUUAAUGCUCCAAAACCCUGAAAGAUAUAGCGGCAGCAUUGGACAAAUGAUGAUGGUUGUGACAGAGAUGUUGAAUACAGCUGUAUCCAAGAAGAGAGCUCCUGAACCAGCGGUAUUCAUCUUUUUGAGUCUCUUCGUUAAAGCGUACAAGGAAAAAGUGAAGGGUGAAAUGAAGCAGUUGCUUAGUUUACUAUUCAAAACAAGUCUCACCAAAGGCUGCGUAUUGCCAAGCAAGUUGGAUCCACCAAAGAAACCAGUUUUACCAGCGCAAACUAUCCAGGUGUCCAAUGUGCCUUUGACUGUGCUUGCAUUAGACACCCUUGGAGAGUUCGAGUUCCAAAGGCAUUAUCUAGAAAUGUUUAUGCAGUAC
Molecule: messenger RNA, 1278 nt
Organism: Strongylus vulgaris
Lineage: Eukaryota; Metazoa; Nematoda; Chromadorea; Rhabditida; Strongylidae
Source: the annotation of a GenBank genome assembly